AUGACAGAUUAUAUUAUCAAGAACUAUAAUGACUGGUACCGACUUACCACGACGAGGAUUGGUUUGACAGUCGACAAGGGAGAUAUCGUAUUCAUUAGUGGGUGGGUCAAGGCUUCGGAAUGGCUUAUCGGCACGAUUGUUAGUGGAGGCCACUCCGCUAAGCUCUCCAUCCAAGCUGGGACUGAUUCCGUCGCUAACGCUUCCUUUUCAAUUUCUGGAACCGAGACGCAUGCUCGAUGCUGGAUCGAGCGAAGGAGUGCGUACAGUACUAAACCGGAGAUCGACGAUGCGGCAUUGGGGCACGAUAUAGGGCACGACGUAGGGAAUAGGAAAAGGCAGAAGAAGACAAAAAAAGGGAAGCAGAGAGCUGAGGAGGCGACACCCACACCCGUACUCAACCAGUGCAUUUUUAUGCAUUACUACAAGGUCAGGCGCCGCUUCUUGAUACCACAGGUAAUCAGGGCUGCUGCUGGUCCGUCUGAGCUACCUUGGUCUCCGCGGGACGAUGGCGAUGACAGUGAUGGUGCAUGGGCAAUGGAGACGUCAGAAGAUUCCCUCGAGAUGGUACCUGCAGUGGAAGCUUCGUACGACCCAGUGUGCGACGUCCUGGACUAUAUACUUGAUAACUCCACAGCACAAGUUGCGAUUGCAAAUACGAUGAACGUUGCCGAGCUGCAGGACAGCGCUGCAAUUCGUGGCAUGGUGGAGGGAAACGUUCGACGCAUACUCGAUUAUCUAAGACCAACCAUCGUUUUCAAACAGACUGGAGUUGAGAUGCUUAGUUUCACUGGCAAAGUCGACCAGGAAGAACUCUUCGGAGACCUAGGCGACACGAUGACCCCAAAGCGAACGGCAAACGCCACUGGGUGGCCAAGUUGGUCAUCCGGUUCGCGCAAACCACAGUUGUCCGGCGCACUGAGCACGUCAAUGCCAACCCCAUCGCAGGAUUCGAACGUCCAGAGCUUGAUGCCCUCAGUCUAUAGCAGAGAUCGUCCGCUCAUCGCAGCCAACCCGGAUCCUUCACGUUUAUUUUCACCCCUGAGCACGUCCCUAAUCUCACCAUCGCAGCAUUCAAGCGCCAAGAACUCGAUACCCCCAGUGUUUCCAAGAUAUCAAUUAUAUGCAGCAAGUCCGGACCGUUUCGAUGACUCGCCGAGCUCGAGUACAUUGUCGACCGUCGACUCAAUAUCAGUGCAGCAUUCGAACAUCAAGAGAUACAUGCCCCCGGCGUAUUGCGGUCCUCCAUCUAUUAUAGCUUACCCAAAAAUCUCGUAUCCUUACACUGCAAAAGAUCCCAUACACCUCCCUAGCACAGUAUCCACCAGCCUGGGAUCACAUAACUUCUCCAGCAAGCAAAGCGACCAUCGUCCGUCUCAGGAAUCUCCUGUUCGUCUGCUUCCUCUGCCACAGGAAGCACUUUCUCUCAGAAAGAUUUCUUCCUCGGGAGAUUGCGGUAUUGCAUUGGACGACACAUCUCCUGGCGGACUCAAACGUCACCUUCGUGCCUUCCAUCAGAAUGAUCCCAAUUAUGAUUCGGAAAGAUUGACGUCCUACUCAUGGGGAGAGGGUCCAACGAAAGAGUUUCGUGGGGAGGUCAUGAAAGCCCCGAAUCUCGCUAAGCACAUCGCAUCGGCUCAUUUGAAGUUGGAAGUUCUGUUGUCACGAUCCAAAUUGUGA
Molecule: messenger RNA, 1677 nt
Organism: Fibroporia radiculosa
Lineage: Eukaryota; Fungi; Basidiomycota; Agaricomycetes; Polyporales; Fibroporiaceae
Exons: 6
Coding region: 1-1677 (558 amino acids)
Source: RefSeq, a predicted model, not a curated record